GGUUAAAAUCAUCCGGAUCGUUGUAGCGGCAUCAGUCGUAUGCUGUGUAACUUAAAGUGUAGACGUUCGAAUUUUCGGAUCGGAUGCUUUCGAAAUCGGGCGGAUCUUUCUACUUUGAUUUAACAGAUGUGGAAGGGUAAAUGGAAGUGAAGACGGAGACUCAGGCCCGUUCUGUAGGGCCCGGAGGAGUUACAACGGGAACAGACUGUGCUGGUUGUCAAAAACCUAUUCGUGAACGAUACCUGUUGAAGGCUCUGGAUCAAUUCUGGCACGAGGAUUGCCUCAAGUGCGCUUGUUGCGACUGUAGAUUGGGAGAAGUGGGUAGCACACUCUUCACCAAAGCUAACCUCAUCCUUUGCAAGAGAGACUAUCUCAGGCUGUUUGGGACUACUGGUCUGUGUUCUGCUUGCAACAAAACCAUUCCUGCUUUCGAGAUGGUGAUGAGAGCUCGAGGAAAUGUCUAUCAUCUGGAGUGCUUUGCCUGUCAGCAAUGUAAUCACAGGUUUUGCGUGGGCGAUAGGUUCUACCUUUACGACAACAAAAUUUUGUGCGAAUAUGAUUACGAGGAGAGGAUCUUAUUCGCUUCCAUGCCGUACAGUUACAACAGUUUGGCCCAGAUCAAACGUCAGACGCAAGAGCUGGAAACCUCCCAUAAUCGAGAUGAUGGUUCCAGUGGUUAUGGAAGUGGAGAUUCACCUUAUGAUAACCGGUAACUGGGGGUAGACGUGGAGUUAAUUGCUAGUCAAUAACUGUAGCUUAAGAUUUGUCGGUUCGGAGGACCACAUUUAAAAAAACAAAAAAAAACAAAAAAAUGGACAUGCGUCCUUACUGAUUUGUACAUAUUGUGUGCCAUUAUUCAUUGGACGUAUGUAUUUAUGUAUGUAUGUAUGUAUGUAGUUGUAGAUCGGCAUUAAUAAAAUCCGGUUAAAUAGUGAUCGAGUAUGGUGUCAGAUUAUUUGAAAUAUUAAAAAAUAAAUAGACCGAACCGAAGCAAACAUAUUAAUUUUCAAUUAUAGAAGCAAUUUACUUUCAUACCUUCGUCCGGUUUGU
Messenger RNA from Centruroides sculpturatus (bark scorpion), 1050 nucleotides. Its product is annotated as LIM domain only protein 3-like. The transcript has 4 exons. NCBI's taxonomy places the organism in Eukaryota, Metazoa, Arthropoda, Arachnida, Scorpiones, Buthidae. Gene Ontology annotation, biological process: positive regulation of transcription by RNA polymerase II. Gene Ontology annotation, molecular function: transcription coactivator activity; DNA-binding transcription factor binding. Gene Ontology annotation, cellular component: nucleus. Bases 141 to 713 code for a protein of 190 amino acids. The record is from RefSeq and is a predicted model, not a curated record.